Molecule: messenger RNA, 1314 nt
Organism: Paramecium pentaurelia
Lineage: Eukaryota; Ciliophora; Oligohymenophorea; Peniculida; Parameciidae
Source: the annotation of a GenBank genome assembly
AUGAAUUAAUCUGAUGAGGCUGAAGUAAUAUCAUAUACUUUUAUAGAUAACCCUUUAAGUAUGCGAUCCAAAAGUAAUAUCAGGAAUAAAUAAAUAUGUUGUUUACACAGUGAAAGGAAUGGAUAAAAAUGGAUAAUUUGAUGUUUAGAGAAGAUUUAGUGAUUUUAAAACUAUUCGGCAAUUUCUAUUGACUAAAUGGCCAGGGUGCUAUAUACCACCUGUACCACCAAGAAAAGCAUUUGUAUUAGAUUUUAUUAAGCGGGUUAGGGUAAUAUGGAAUAAUAAUUUAUUGAUGAAAGAAGGCUGAUGCUUGAAGAUUUUUUAAAGAAAAUAGCUACUCUGAAAUAUUUAUGGUAUUCAGAAGAGUUUUAGAUUUUCUUAAAAACCCCUGGCGAGAUUGAAAAAGUAUUUUUUGACGUCAUAAAAGGCUUUGUUAUCUAUUCCUAAAAUAACAAAUGAUGAGAUUAUUAAUAAAUAUCAAGAAACAUUUUCAGAAUUAUCAGGAGUAAGCUAAAUAUAAUUAUGUUUAGCGAGAAAUUAAUAGAGAGAUUAUUUAGAAAAUUAAUGAUUUUAAAGCAUUUAUUAAAAAAGUUUAGCCAAUGGUAUAGAAUUUUAAAUAAAUUGCAAAAAACAUUGCAGAAGCUAAAUAAUCUUAUUAAAUCUUCUUAAUAGAUUUCAUAAUCAGAGUAAUUCCAUAAUAUGAAAAUAAUGUUUUAUUGGAAAAUGCUGAACAAAAAGAAAAACUUCUAUUUGCAAAUAUAAUAUAAAAUGAAGAAGUUAAAGGUUUAAUUGAUUAAUAUGUAAUUAUUAUGAUUAAUAUUCAAGUGUGAUCUAUUGAAGGAUCCUAAAUUAUAUUAGCUAUAUUAGGAAGUACGAAAAGAAGGGAAAUAAUUGAAAGUAAUUUAAUGAUACUAAAAAAGGCAUUUCUUGAAACAUUUUCAGAAAGAGAGAAGUAUGAGUUAUAGAAAUCAAAUGCAGAAUAGCGAUAAAAAGAAUUAGAGUUAGAAUUGUAAGAGGUCUUAGCAGGCAAGACUACUAUUAGAACCUUGUUUAAUAAAGGAAAAAAAGAAGAAAAUAUUAUUAAACUUUAAUAACAAAUUGUUGAUGUAGGAAAGGAAAUCGAAAGUUAUCAAUUUAUUUGUGACAUCCUUACUGUACUUGUUGGGUAUGUAGAGAUUGAUAAGUUUAAAGUGGAAAAGUAGUAUCAAUAUUAUAGCAUGAUUAAGAAUAUAAUUUCUUAUUAAAUUCAUUUGUCAGAAAUUGAAGAAAAGGUAUGGAGCAAAGUAUUGGAAAGUGAAUAUAUGCAAUAAUGAU